Molecule: messenger RNA, 1491 nt
Organism: Ipomoea triloba (trilobed morning glory)
Lineage: Eukaryota; Viridiplantae; Streptophyta; Magnoliopsida; Solanales; Convolvulaceae
Exons: 6
Coding region: 113-1285 (390 amino acids)
Source: RefSeq, a predicted model, not a curated record
AAGGUAAAACCUUAACCUUUGGAAAUUCAGGAAGAUAAGGAGCUAUCACCUUAAACUACCCAAACUCCAUAACUCCAUUCACCACACAACACAAAACAGAUUCUUUAAAAGGAUGGGGAGUAUGAAUAUGGAAGGAAAGAAUCUAGAGAUAUUUGAAGUUGGCCCCUGUGAAAACUACCAGCUUGGGUUCUUGAUUGGUCAGAGGUUCUCCAAACUCAUAAGAAGCAGAUUGUCCACUGACCUCAUUCUUCAAAACCAACUCCUCCCCUUUGCUCAGUCCCCGAUUUCGACCCCUCUCAUCCAUUCCUUGAGUGAAACCAACCGCAAGGCGUUUCCCGGCUACUGGGAUGAGCUCCGGGGAACUUCUGAUGGGAGCGGCGUGCCUUUUCUUCAAAUUUUACUACUCAACUUCAGAAAGGAAAUACUUCCAUUUAUUCGGAACGAGGAAACACAGCCAGAGGAUAAUAAUAAUAAUGAUGAUUGUUCGGACAUUCUUGUUGUGAAUGACUCCAUGGCCAUUGCAGCUCACAACGAGGAUGCAAAUGUCGCGCUUGUUGGUCACACAUAUUUGAUAAAGGCAACCUUAUUCGAUGGAACAACAUUCACUGCAUACACCUAUGCAGGAGAGCUGCCAAGCUGUGCUUUUGGGUUCAAUAGCCACGGAGUGGCAUUUACCCUGAAUUCGGUGCCCCCAACCGAGGAGGAGAUCGUGGCUGGUAGCAUUGGAAGGAACUUCAUCUCCCGAGACUUGCUUGAAUCGAAAAGCAUUGAUGAUGCCCUGACUGUAAGUCCUUUUUUGCACUCUCUAAGACACAGCCUAAAUCAAGAAAACGAACCCGGGAUUGAUAGAUAUUAUGGCUUUUGUGCACUUCAGAGGAUUUCCUCAUCCGAAGCAUCUGUAGGGCACAGCUAUAACUUGGUAGAUACAAGGACUAGGAGGAUUCUGAAUGUGGAGACAGCAUCAAGAUACAGAGUAUCGGUUCUUGAGGUGGGAGAAACACCAUUCUUCCAUGCUAAUAUGUACCUUCAUCUUCAUGUUAACCAGGCACAUGAUGAGAACUCACUAAGCAGGCAGAAAAGAGCAGCGUCAUUGCCAAAAGGAUCAAAAAGCGAUUAUCUAGAACUCCUGGGAGACAUGCAUGAUAACAAGUACCCCAUUUACAUGACAGGUCCAUUACUUCACACACUUUGCACAGCUGUGAUCGACAUGGAUGAAAGAACCCUGUCAAUUAUUCAAGGGAACCCAAAGAAGAACGGUGCAUCCUAUGUCUUUUCAAUGUCCUAAGUGCAGCAGCUAUAGCUAAGUAAGAGUUCAAACAAAUUAUUCACCUUGGUGUCGAUUCAAAAUCUUUAUUCCCCAACAAAUUGUGGCCUUAUUUCUAAAUAUCAGGAGAGAAUCAAAUAGGCAAGUAAAGGAUCUGUGAGGUUAAUAUUGUGAACGUGAAAUGCUUAAGGAAAUUUUAUGAUAUAUUUCAUAUGUGAACAGGCAAA